Pelobates cultripes (western spadefoot toad) is the source of this 315-nucleotide messenger RNA. Lineage: Eukaryota; Metazoa; Chordata; Amphibia; Anura; Pelobatidae. The record is from the annotation of a GenBank genome assembly.
AUGAAUCCAAAGAAAUGGGAGGCUAAUGCUUUAAACACUUUUAAAGUUCUUAAAACCUCUUUUGCGGGGGCGGGGCCAGACCGCCAUGCUGACCGGUCCCAUGCAGGACAGGCUCCUGUUAAGCCAAAAUUUGCAGCCCUGGUACUCGACAUGAGCCCACAAGAUACUCACACGGUGGUGGAAGAGGCAGUGGACCCCGAGAUCGGGAGCUUUGGGUCCCCUGAGGGAAGCACGAAGCUUCGGGAGCUCGGGCUUUUUGAGAGGCUUGCUGAUCCCGGCCCCACCCGCGGAAAGCUCAAGAUGAGUGGAGAAUAG